Molecule: messenger RNA, 6945 nt
Organism: Anopheles stephensi (Asian malaria mosquito)
Lineage: Eukaryota; Metazoa; Arthropoda; Insecta; Diptera; Culicidae
Gene: sca
Product: protein scabrous
Exons: 5
Coding region: 1225-3471 (748 amino acids)
Source: RefSeq, a predicted model, not a curated record
CCGUCAAGUGAACCAAACAGAACGCAUCUCUCGAAUCGAGCGGACGUCGUAAGCGAAGGCACUGUUGUGAAUCGUCCUGCAGCGGCAAUCGCAGGAUCAUACGCCAAUCAUAAACGUAAUCGCGGAAAAUCACCCUAACCAGGAUUAAAGCUAGAGUGUUAUUUGGUGUGAAGUGCAGAACAAUUGAUAGCAAGAUUUUAAAGAACGGAUUUAUAAUACACUGUGCUUAAAUUAAAAGGACCGGGCCGGGUGAAAAUAGUGAUCGACUUACUGUAAGGAAAUCAUAGUAACCUGAGCGACUGUGCCGCGGAACUGUCAAAACAAAGCAGUAGAAGCAGUAGUGAAAUUGCAAUGAACGAGUGUGUGUGAGGAAAACAAAACAAUCAAAAACAACCAGUAAACUACCCUACAUGCUAUAAUUCAACCCACACCGAAAGCGAUGCAAAGGCAUUCGAUCGAAGGAUAAAAGCUUUAUCGCCGGGGUACGGUUUUGCUGUGUGAGAGAGUUUUCGCUAGUGCAGUGUAAUCUAUGCUCGUUUGAGCUUCCGUGUCUCUGUUUGUGUGUGUGUGUGUGUGCUCUAGUGUAAGUUUGUGAGUGUUUACCCUAUAUUGCACCGUGUAUGUGCGCAGCACCGUUUGCUAUGUACGUGUGCCGUUCGGUGCCGGUUUUUCGUUGCAAUUUUCGUAUCCUUGCUGGUUCACCUUCACCGAUCACCGUACGGUGAAUCGAGUCCGUGUCCUGCGUCUGUGUGUGUGUUUGUGUGUGUCGCUCUCGGUGUGAAACCCUUCCCCAUAGGUGUGCUGGAAGCUUAACAGGUUGCAUUCGCUGCCACUUGCAGCAAAGGGCUGCAUUUUACCGCGCACAGGCAAUCAAAUAAAAAGGGACGAAAGCAAAGUAAUAUCGCUUCGCAACACGAGAGCGCAUCAUCAGCCAGCCUUUGGGUCGUUUUUUCGUGCAUCCUUCAAGGAUCAAAGCAAACAUAGAUCUUCCCUACGAAACGUGAAAGUGUGGUACGUGCAAGUGCAGGUGUGUGCGUUUUCGAUGUUUAAACCGUGUGUGGGGCGUAGUGCGGUGUGGGUUUUGUGAUAGUGUUUUCCGUUUCCAUUAUCGUCGCAACACCUUUGCCUGAAGUAAAUAAAACAGGGAGGUGUAGAACGGGCUAGAGGAGCAAAAAAAAAGAAGAGCAAAAAUAUCCUUAACCUCUCACAUUUCACGUGGCACCGAUGGUUCCGAAAGCGCCCAAGAUGGUGUAUUCAUUCGUGCCGGCCGUAGUGAUUAUCCUUGGAUUAGUAUCGUUUUCCCAUUCAAUCGCCCUCAAUGGCGACGUGCCGGGCAACAUUAAUAAAGCGGCCGUGAGCGUGAACUCGCCCCAGCCAGCGCUGGAAGGCGUGUUGACGGCGGUCCUGCCGGACGAACCGAACGCCGACAGCGAACGGUUCGAUGCACUUACGCUCGAGGAUCAGGUGCGGCUGCUGUCGAAGCAGCUGAAUGCACUGACGUACCAGCGGCGCGAGGACUACAAGAUGCUCGAGAACAGUCUGAAAAAGUACGUGCGCAAGAACGCGGCUGAAAUCACGGACGGCCAGAUACGGGAGGAGUUGGAUCAGUUAAGAGAGGACGUUAAUCAGCUGCGGGAAGCUAGCUCGCCGAGCAAAGAACGGCUCACCGUGCAGUGGCUGUCACAAUCGAUAUCCGAGAUCCGUUCGGAGCUGGCCGAGCUGCAGAGCUCGUUCGGCGGCGGCUCCAAGGAUGCUCAGUUCCGCAAUCAGCUGCUGGAAGAUCUCAGCACGCUGCGAAGCGAAUUCGGUACGGCAAAGUUGGAGCUAGAAUCGCUGCGUUCGCGGCAAGAAAAGACGGAAGUGCUGGUACGGGAGCUGCAGGAGGAAGCGGUCCAGAGUGCGGAUGAUAUUCGGCGCAGUCUGAACAUGCGACAUGAAAAGGAUGGCACCACUGCCCAGCAAGAUAAAUCGAUCCUACCCCACACGAUCGAUUUCGUCGAACCGGAAGCGGACCAUCGGAUGCGCCAUCAGCGCUUCAUACGGCAGCAGCUGCACGAGCUCGAGGUGAAGCAAAGCGUUAUGAAGCGACAACUGAGCGAGCUGCACGGCCACCGGCUGGCCGAUCGGUUGCGUAGCGUCGAAAUCGAACAGCGCCGUCUGGCAAGCGCUAGCUUCAAUGUAAGCCGACAGAUCGCGGGCCUCGAUAAGCUGCACGGUUCAAUGCUCGAACUGCUCGAGGAUGUGGAAGCGAUACAGGGCAAGUUCGAGAAGACGGUACCGGAUAUGAGACGCGAAAUUGCGAAGGUUGAGUUCGGUGUCGCGCAGGCUGCCUCCGAGCAAGGGCUGGUACGGGAAGAGGUACACAAUGCAGCCAAAAGCAUCCAGGCGAUGGCGGUCAGUGUGAGUGCGCUGCAGGAGGAACGGGACACCGUCAAGCGGUUACAGGGCGAGGUGCACGAGCUGAAGGAUGAGCUGGCAAGGAUUCGGUCGGCGUCCGUACUACACCGCGAAAUGGCACACAAUCGACUGGAGAAGCUUGAGGCUGGCUCGAAGUCCGAUUACAAUGGUAGUACGACGGCACCGCACCGAACGCUAACCGAGCUGGAGCGUACGACCAAGCUCGUGCAGCAGCUCGAAUUCGUGGAGAACGAGUACGAGUCCAUCAUCAACAAGCUGCCGCGGGACUGCAGCCAGAUCGAGCGGAUGCGCACCGCCGGUACGGCCAACCAGCCGGGCGACGGUGGUUUGUAUCUGAUAGCGCCGGCCGAACAGCACCACCCGCUAAUGACGCAGUGCUUCGGCGAGUGGACGACGGUGCAGCGGCGCCAGGACGGUACGGUUGACUUUAACCGAUCGUGGGAAGAGUACGCCCAAGGUUUCGGUACGCCGGCCGGCGAGUUUUGGAUCGGUAAUCAGGCACUGCACCACCUCACCCAGGACAACUGCUCCCGAUUGCGCAUCGUCAUGCAGGACAUCUACGACAACACCUGGUUCGCGGACUAUGCCACCUUCCGGAUCGAUUCGCGGGAUGCCGGCUUCCGGCUGGAUUUGGGCGGGUACAGUGGCAAUGCGUCCGACGCGUUCGAGUACCAGAAUCAUAUGCAGUUCUCGGCGAUUGACGUCGACCGGGACAUCUCGAAUACGCACUGUGCCGGGAACUACGAGGGUGGCUGGUGGUUCUCGCACUGUCAGCAUGCGAACCUGAACGGGCGGUACAACCUCGGGCUUACCUGGUUCGAUGCGUCCCGGAAUGAGUGGAUUGCGGUUAAAUCGAGCCACAUGAUGAUUGCCCGGCGCCCCGAGUGUGAUGCAAACGUGACGGAGCUCCCGGUCGAGCAGCAGCAGCAGCCGGUGACGAGUGGUCUUGCUGCGGCGACUUCCACGCCUUCCGACGCGUCCCGGAGUCUGCACGGUACGAAUCCACGACAGCAGCAGCACGACAGCACAACCACAGCUCCAACGUUCUCUUAAGUCAUCCAGCCGCUAAUAAUCCUUCCAUUUUGCCGACACACACCCCGAAACGCAACAAUCUCCACUUAAUCCAGACUCACACACACACACAACACACAGAUCAUUCAAUCCGGUACCUCAACAGCACUUUUCAUCAUCUUUCAUCACUCUUUCACGGCGCAACGUAACGAUCUCAUCAGCAGCAGCGUAAUCACGUUUAAAGGUUAAUUCUACGUUUCUUUUUAUGUUUAAAUUACCACACAAAAUGCACAACAAUUCAACACUGUUCCUCGUUCAGGCGUCAACCACAGUACGCUUUGUUUACCAAUUCCCACUGACGAAACGGCACAUUGACAGCUCAAGUGACAGCUCACUUCGAUUUCGUAGUAGGCGUGUGCACUUCACAAAAGGAAAUGCUGUCCAAACUGAUGGUCACAAAGAAAAUUCCGUUUUCCCUUUUUUCCUGCGCGUUUUAGAACCGCGUGACGUAAAUGGCACAAUCUAAUUGAUGGUCUCCAUUCAAAGAUGCGGCCAGUAAACCACGUGAUGAAUUUGUUGGCGGAAGGAACCAGCCACGCCACACCGAGUGUUGCGUGAUUGAAAAGUGAGAUUACUCCGCUGAUUGGAUUGAGGUCGCCGGCACGUAUUACAUUUAUUUACCCCUCUGUUCCCAGGAAGCAUCUUCGGACAAACGCACGAACCAGAAUCUAUUCGUGGCAUUCAUCAACGUCAGUGCAGGGGGAAAUUUGGUAAAAUGGAUCUCACUCUCACUUUUUCUUUCGGCGGCGAAAAACUUUGUGCCUUCGCACUUUCCGCCGGUCCUGGUGCUUUCGAUCGAACACUUUCGAUGAACGUCCCCCACUCGGGUCGCGCACCUCCGGCUUAGCCAAGUUUGCCCGUUUCCGUUUACAACAGCUCGAACAAAGAUGAUUUAACGCCUCCGUGACUAUCAAGAUAGGCGAUUGGUGUUGGCGGGUGCGCGAUAGAAGACCGCAUCGAUUUGAUUGGCGGCCAGCAAAGUGAACUUCAAAUUACCGAACAUCAACGGGAAAUGGUGGUAAUAUCAAGGAGAGAGAGAGAGAGAAAAAAGCAUGAGCGUCUCGACAUUGUCUUUUUGCACUCUAAAGGACGCAACUGGGCAAGGUAACAUUAUCCCGAAAAAAGUACGAACACGCAAAAAAAACAGAAAAAAGGAGCAAGCCUCCUAGCAUCCGGAAUGCAUUAAAAGUUUCCUGUCAGUGCCAGCAUCGGGCUGAGCCCAUUUAUAACUUUUUCCCAAUUUUUCGCACCUCGCCUCGGGGCAGGUUUCCGGUCGGUGUUUUUUUUUUCCUUCUCACCGAUCUUUAACCAGAUACUUCUAGGUCUUUCACCCAUGUGUUACCAACCAUCUGGAAAGAGGGAAGCUUACCAUUCCCGCAGGGCGUGGAUUGAGCUGAUUUUUUUUUUGCGGGCUAGAAUCUGGCCUUUAUGGUUCUAGGUGGGAAAUCAGCCGGCCGGCUGAGUGCAUGUGCACACUACAGUAAUAAUGGCUGAAAAAUUAUACCCCCACCACCAUGGCUUUCGUGAGCUGAAAACCGGGCUCCACACUUCCCAACGCUAGCUACCAAACGAUAGUGGUACGAGAAACUAUAGCACUAUAUAGCAGCACCGUGUCGUUUGCCAUUCAUCUUUCCGUAACUGUCAUCGUACGGGUUGUGGCCAUUUUUGCGAUAAAUUAUUGCGCCAGUACCACCAUGCCCGUGUGCCGCGUUUAUCUUACAAAACGUCAAAAGCGAGGAAUCGCCACGGUCGGCCACGGUUUUUGAAAUGUAAUUUGAGUUUCUAUGCUUGAUUUACUUUUAUUACGAUGUAAUAGUACCGAUGCACUGUUCGCACGGUUCACAGCCGCCUGUGAGCGUUUCUAUGGAAAACGCUUAAAGCGAGGAAUAGCCUACAUUUAGGCGUUAGGAUUUAGGUUUAUGCCUCUAACAAUUUGUCAGCUGCUAACAAUUCAGCUGCUUGAUGGGAGGAAACGAACCAACCGAGUACGGAUUAAGUGAAACAAUUUCUAGAACAAACAAACAAACGAAAACAAGUUCAACCAAAUACCAAAGAAUUCACGACAAAAGAGGAUAAUUCGACCCAGUUUGAUGGGCAAUGGGAAACAAAAUGGAAAUCGCUGCAUCGGCUGCAGUGGUAAGCACUUACUUCACCCAAAUUUCUAUUCACUGAGCAAACGAAUCAAAUUAUUAAUUUUAGGAUUCUUCUCAUUUACACAUCGAAUUUUAUUUCUAACAACCUUACUUUCAUCUUUCUAAAUUCGGAAUCACAUUCAAAGAUCAACCAUUCACGCGAUUCUUAUCAUAGCCCGUUCGUUAGUAGCGUGUAAGUAUUGGACGGAAACAAAUGCAUCAAAGCGCUGCACAAACAAAAUGUGCAUCCAACAACCAGGUGCAUGAUGAGUGUAUAUAAAUGAAUUUAAAACUGACAGAAACAAAAAGAACCCCAAACAAAGCAGCAUCGCUAAUGUAAAAACAAAAUGGAAGCAGUGUGGUAAAAAAAAAACUGAUGAUCGUAGAAUAGAACUUCACGCGAUCAGUUGAAGAGAAUGAAGAUGGAGAGAAGAAAAAACAACAACAACAAUCGUACCAAAUAUUAUUAGAGCAAGAAUGGACUUAAAAGCGGACGAAGUGUGUUUCGUCCACCAAGCGUCUUUAUCGUUUAAUGCACUAGAGUUAGGUUCAGUUUCGGGUUUGUUUGUGUUUAAUUAGACAGAGAACUGAUUUGAUUGUUCCGGCGAGAUGGAGAAAAUAGAUCUAUCGUUAACGAUAACACAAAGAAACUGUAUCAUUAUGAGCCAGUGGCAGAAUAUUUAAAUGAUUUCAGCUUAGGCUUAGUGAACUAAUUAAGUAAGUGGUGGGAGCUGUUUUAGGCAAAAUCGAAUCACUUUAUCUCAAAUUUGAAGAUCGAACGGUGGGAAAAAAAUUAAGUUAUUAUAUUUACUUUAAAAGAGAGGAACAAAAAGCAGUUUGUCUUUACUACGAUACAUUGUAAAUAUGGAUCCCCUUAUCUUGUGCAGUGAAGAUGCGUAAAGCAGCGUGUGGAGUUGUACGCGCAUGAGCGAUAACUCCAACUUUACGAUAGGAAACAGAUAGUGCGCAUAGCUAAUGAACACAGCAUCAGAACGCAUUCGAACAAGCAUCCCCGACCCCUCUGGUUCUACGGUAAUAGAUACAGUUUGUGAGCAAACAAAGUAGUGAACAUCCCCAUCAUCCCCAACAUCUCACACACAUACAUACAUAAACCAAAUCACAAUGCAGUAAAAUAAAUAGAAAAAAUGGCGUGCAAGGCUUAGGUUAAGUUGCGGCCGCAAACACUUUGCCGAAAGGGGCACUCGCAUCAUGAAGUGACCGGAACUGGAAUGCUGAAAAUCAAUACACGAAAACACAUACACUAGACAAGGAUCUAAUGUAAGGAAACUGUAACAAUAAAAAUGCUAUCGAACUUUUUAUAAGA